Molecule: messenger RNA, 1929 nt
Organism: Dipodomys ordii (Ord's kangaroo rat)
Lineage: Eukaryota; Metazoa; Chordata; Mammalia; Rodentia; Heteromyidae
Gene: Syt16
Product: synaptotagmin XVI
Exons: 6
Coding region: 1-1929 (642 amino acids)
Source: RefSeq, a predicted model, not a curated record
AUGGUGGUAGUCAUGGAGACUCAGGGUGCCCAGAACUUCUUCCAGCCGUUUUCUUCCUGGAUAUCCCGCGUUUAUGAAGCUCUCCAGCAUGCAGGAGAUACAUUAUCUGCUUCACUGGUUCCUCUGAGCAAACAAGACUCUGCAUUGAGUGACAAGCUGGACCAGGACAUAGAUGAUAUUCAAGAAAUUUAUUCUGAAGAUGAAGAACCAGGACAAGACAAUGACUGGAAUCAAGAGCCUAUAAAUUCCUUGCUUCUUGAGGCGGAUCAUUUCUUAUGUGAUAGUGAUGUGCAAGACUCUGUCCAAAUGUCAAGCUCCAGCCUUAGCCAACAUGCCAAAGACUCACGUUCUGUAAAAUCCCAGGGGCCUUUUCAGAUUCUGGAAGACCCAGGACUCCCACAUGUGCUUGCUUCUGUUCCUGAGGAAGAGCAAUGUCUUGAGGAAACAAGGAAGGACCUUCCAGGCUGCCUUGAUGCCCAGCUUCCUGGCUCGCUAGAAAAAGUUAAUGGAAAAAGGCAAGUUGACAGCUUUGGGGAUGGUGAAGAAGCAUCGACAUCUUCUGAGAGUGAUGAGGACGUGAUCAAACAAUUUGAGAUUUCGGUGUCGCGAUCCCAGAGUUUCCGUGCAGCAUCUGAGAAGGGAAAGACAACAGAAUUGAACCAGAAACUCAAAUGCAGCCGUUUGCUCUCAAGCCAUGAAGAAGACAGCACAGAAGCAGGUGUGUACGGAGACUUGGAUGGUGCCAACCAACUGAGUUAUUCUGAGAUAACAUCUUAUGAAGAUCACCCCAUCUCUACUCCCUCGCAGUCCCCAUGCAAGAGCGGGGAGAUUAGAGCCCAUGGAUCCUCUCACCAAGAUACUAGUGUGGCUCGAAACCUCCAUCGACAGUCUACCAAUGGCAGCUUGGAGGUGGAAACCACCUUUAACAACCGGGGCUUCGAGGAUUCCUACGCCACAGACAGCUCCUCUGUGUGGAGUCCAGAGGAGCAGGAUGGGUCCAGUCUGCAGGUGCCAUCCAGGAUCUUGGAGCCCAUCUCGAAGUGCGGUGACCUCGAUGUCAUCUUUGAAUAUAGAGCUGUGACCCAGAAGCUCACAGUAACCAUUGUGAGAGCACAGGGCCUCCCAGAUAAGGACCGAAGUGGUGUCAACUCCUGGCAAGUUCAUGUUGUGUUGCUGCCGAGUAAGAAACAGAGGGGCAGGACGAGCAUACAGAGAGGACCCAACCCUGUCUUCAAGGAGAAGAUCACCUUUGCCAAGCUGGAGCCCAGAGAUGUGGCUGCCUGUGCUGUCCGCUUCCGCCUCUAUGCUGCUCGGAAGAUGACCCGAGAGAGAAUGAUGGGAGAGAAGCUGUUCUAUCUCAGCCACUUGCACCAAGAAGGAGAAAUGAAAGUGACUUUGGUUCUGGAGCCAAGAAGUAAUCUAAGUAGUGGAGAGUCUUCGCUCAGCCCAUCUGCGGUUUCUCACAGUGAUAGUGCUUCAUCCACGCAGUCCCUGUCUCAUGGAGGGGCGCCAGAGCUCUUGGUGGGGCUGUCUUACAAUGCCACAACGGGCCGAUUAUCUGUGGAAAUGAUCAAAGGCAGCCAUUUCCGAAACCUCGCUGUCAACCGAGCUCCUGAUACAUAUGGAAAACUCUUUCUUCUUAACUCUGUGGGCCAAGAGAUGUCCCGCUGCAAGACGUCCAUUCGACGUGGUCAGCCCAAUCCCGUGUACAAGGAGACCUUUGUUUUCCAGGUGGCCCUCUUCCAGCUUUCUGAUGUCACCUUGAUGAUUUCCAUUUAUAACAGGCGUGCGAUGAAGCGGAAAGAGAUGAUUGGCUGGGUUGCUCUGGGCCAGAACAGCAGUGGAGAAGAGGAACAGGAUCACUGGGAGGAAAUGAAGGAAAUCAAAGGCCAGCAGAUCUGCAGAUGGCAUACUUUGCUGGAAUCCUAG